Molecule: messenger RNA, 1077 nt
Organism: Plasmodium coatneyi
Lineage: Eukaryota; Apicomplexa; Aconoidasida; Haemosporida; Plasmodiidae
Exons: 1
Coding region: 1-1077 (358 amino acids)
Source: RefSeq, a predicted model, not a curated record
AUGGAUUGCUUAAACGAAUUCGACGCGAACCACCUAGCCGCGGAAAGCAAGGGGGAAGAGUACUACAGGGAAAAUAUGGCCACGAGGAGGAAACUAAAAAAUUGCUGCAAACGGUGGAGUGACGAUAAGAACAGCAGAGACUUCCUUGUCAGCCACAAGAACGAAAUUGAUGAAAAUUCUUUUUUUAAAAUUUUAAAAAACACAUGGAACUUACUAUUUUUUAAUGAAGAGAAAAAAGGCAAAUUACUUUAUGGGGAAGGAGACCAACAUAUGUACACUUUGCCAAACUUUUUAAUUAUAGACCCUCUCUCGAGCGGUGUGAUCAGCCCGUUCGACAGUGAUCAGGUUGGGAUGUCGCUCGAAGAGGGGGAGGACAUCGGGUCUGAGUAUGUGCAGGUGGAUAAUGGGGAAGACCGUGUGGCGGACUGCCCACAGGAAGGGGGCAACCAGGACUGCCAAGCGGCUGAAAGAAAUCACAAUGUCCCACUGGAAGGGGAUAAUCAGGACUUCCAAGCGGUUCAGAACAAUGAGGAUGACCCAUUGGAGGGAAAUGACCCAGAUUGCCCACUUGAGGGGGAACCCCCCCAUUGUGCAGCUGGACAAAUCUGGGAUGACGUUCUCGAGGAGGACGAACAUUGGGCCGCAGACCAUCAUGGCUCCCCCGUGAGCGAAGAAAAUUCCCCUAUGGGGAACCUCUCACCGGAUAAAGAAAGCCGCAAAAAAAUGAGAACCUGCAAAAAGAGCAGCAUUAACAAAAAGUACAUUAACAUUUAUCACAAGCAUGAUGAUUUGUACAGUUUCCACGACAAAGAAAUAGACGAUUUUUUAAUUCUGUCUGAUGACGCAACGGGUGUAAGUGAGGCGGAAGAGGAGAACGAACAGAUAAAGGACGACAUACAGAUUGAACUGCCUAGUGAGGAACCAAGUGACAACGGAGUGAGCAGUGGCCAAGGAUGCUCAAUACCCCAGACAGAUACAACUCCAAGUUGCCCCAACCUUGACGUGGAGGACCCCUCAGCAGAAUCCUACAAGGAAGCCGACCCCCCGCAGCCUGAACUGGGAAAUGGAGACACAUAA